UCACGGCAGUCCGGUGAGCUGUCUUCUGUAUGCGUCACUGACGAUGGCCUCCGGUGUGGCGAUGAAAUUUCCCUCAGCCUCCCCAUCGUCAGCGCCAUACACCUAGUAAUGACACAGGCACCGCACAAGUGGACAACACAGGUAUGGCUCUCUGCGUGUGUGUGUGUGCAGGUGAUAGCUUACCUUUGCGGCAGCGGCUUGUCUGAUGCGGGCCAUGGCGUGGUUGAUCUCGCGGAGCGAGUGCAGCAGCCGAUAGCCGCAGUCGUUGUCCUCGCGGCGACGCUCGCGCAUCCGCUCCGCCAGCAAGACUGACACAAACACUCAUCCAGCCAACACACGUGGCCACAUGCCACCUCAUGGAUGUGUCUCUCUCGUUCACCUGAUGUGUCUGACGCCUGUUUGAGUGCCUUGUCGAGGUCUUUGGCGCCGUACUUGGGCACGGUGUAUGCGAUUCGCACGGGGACGGGCUCGCUGGCCUGGCGGACGUCCUGGUAGUCGAGUCGGUAGAGGGGGUGGUUGGAGGUCGAGGGCGACAGCAGACGCUGUGCCAGGGGCAGGGCGCCGUCACACACCACCAGCGACACAGCCAGACACGUGGCAGCGGCAGCGAGACACGCGCGAGACGACACCAUCAU
This is a messenger RNA of Vitrella brassicaformis, 635 nucleotides long. The record is from the annotation of a GenBank genome assembly. NCBI's taxonomy places the organism in Eukaryota, Vitrellaceae.